UGGGAGGGGCCAGGGCGGAGGCGAGUCACGUGACGGUGCCAACAUGGCGGCGCCGUGGCGGCGCGGCCGCUGAGGGAGGCGCGGCCCUUCCGGGUGGUGCCGCGGGCCCCGAGUGCCCGCCCGGCUCUUGCUCCCGGCCCUCGCCCCGCUCCGGCCUCGUCAUGCAGCCACCGGCUCGCGAGCAGGACGCCCGCACUAAGAGCAUGUUCGUGUCGCGGGCCCUGGAGAAGAUCCUGGCCGAGAAGGAGGCGAAGCGGCCCCCGCACGGGCAGCUGCGGAGAGCCUGCCAGGUGGCGCUGGAUGAAAUAAAAAGUGAGCUGGAAAAGCAAAGAGAAGGCACUGCUGCUCCACCAAAAGCAAAUUUCAUUGAAGCAGAUAAAUACUUCCUUCCAUUUGAGCUGGCCUGCCAGUCGAAGUCUCCACGCAUCGUCAGCACCUCCCUGGAUUGUUUGCAGAAACUCAUUGCAUACGGGCAUAUCACUGGCAAUGCCCCGGACAGCGGAGCUCCCGGGAAACGGCUCAUCGACCGAAUAGUGGAGACCAUUUGCAAUUGCUUUCAGGGGCCUCAGACAGAUGAAGGAGUACAGCUGCAGAUAAUUAAGGCUCUUCUCACUGCAGUAACAUCUCCAUAUAUAGAAAUUCAUGAAGGAACAAUUCUUCAAACUGUUAGAACCUGCUACAACAUCUAUCUGGCCAGUAAAAAUCUUAUCAACCAGACAACUGCCAAAGCUACCCUGACACAGAUGUUAAAUGUCAUUUUUACACGGAUGGAAAAUCAAGCUCUGCAGGAGUCCAGAGAGGCAGAGCGAGCGCAGAAGCCGCAGUCCCCCGCGGUGGCGGAGUCGCGGUCCCCGCGGCCGGGGCAGCGGCAGCGCGGCUCCGGGGCCGGCACCGCCGGCAGAGCUGGCACCGCCGGCCCCGCGCUGGCCAACGGGGAGCCCGGCCAGGGGGAGCCUGAGCAUGGAGAACCCGGCCAUGGGCAGCCCGGCCAAGGACAGCCUGAGCAUGGAGAACCCGGCCAUGGCCAGCCCGGCCGUGGAGAACCCGGCCAUGGCCAGCCCGGCCACGGGGAGCUGCCCCGGGCCCCUGCCCUGCCCGCAGCAGAGGAAACAACUGAUGCAGGAAAGGAAAUGGUUCAAGGCAUUUUGGAAGAUGUGGUGGAGUCAGCUGUGAAAGUGGCUGAAGAAAAGCAGGUAACAGAACCUGCCAAGGCUCUGCCUGCAUUGGAGGCUGCAGAUACUAUUCUUUCUGGCUCUAGCAGUGAAAAUGUACAAACAAAUGGGAUUCCAGAUGAUGGACAGUCUGUUUCCUCCACUGAUAAUCUGGAAACAGAUGUACCUGGACAUCAGGCUGCUGCCAGAUUUUCCCAUGUUCUACAAAAGGAUGCCUUCCUUGUGUUCAGGUCAUUGUGCAAGCUCUCCAUGAAACCGCUGGGGGAAGGACCACCAGAUCCCAAAUCCCAUGAGCUGCGUUCCAAGGUUGUGUCUCUCCAGCUGCUUCUCUCAGUGCUGCAGAAUGCUGGUCUGGUUUUCAGGACACAUGAAAUGUUCAUCAAUGCAAUCAAGCAAUAUCUUUGUGUAGCAUUAUCUAAAAAUGGAGUCUCUUCUGUUCCUGAUGUGUUUGAGCUCUCUCUUGCUAUCUUCCUCACACUACUUUCAAAUUUUAAGACCCAUUUAAAAAUGCAGAUUGAGGUGUUCUUCAAAGAGAUCUUCCUGAAUAUUCUAGAGACUUCUUCAAGUUCCUUUGAACACAAAUGGAUGGUGAUUCAGACUUUAACUAGAAUUUGUGCAGAUGCCCAGUGUGUAGUGGAUAUUUAUGUUAACUAUGAUUGUGAUUUAAAUGCUGCUAAUAUAUUUGAACGUCUAGUAAAUGAUUUGUCCAAAAUAGCACAGGGACGGAGUGGGCAUGAGCUGGGAAUGACACCUUUGCAGGAACUAAGCCUGAGGAAAAAAGGACUUGAAUGUUUGGUUUCUAUUUUAAAAUGUAUGGUAGAAUGGAGCAAAGACCUUUAUGUGAACCCCAAUCAUCAGACUAGCUUGGGUUCAUAUAAACCAUCUGAGCAGGAAGUGGCUGAAGGGAAAUGCCUGGACCCUGCAGGGAGGAGGAGCAGUGUCAGCUCCUUGGACUCCACGGUGUCGUCGGGAGUGGGGAGUGUUGGCACCCAGACUGCUGUCCCAGAUGACCCAGAGCAGUUUGAAGUCAUCAAGCAGCAGAAGGAAAUAAUUGAACAUGGGAUAGAGCUGUUUAAUAAGAAACCGAAGAGAGGAAUACAGUAUCUACAGGAGCAGGGAAUGCUUGGCAGCACAGCAGAGGACCUGGCACAGUUCCUGCACCAGGAGGAACGUCUGUGCUCCACUCAAGUAGGGGAAUUCCUUGGGGAAAGCAGCAAGUUUAACAAGGAGGUGAUGUAUGCGUACGUGGAUCAGCUUGAUUUCUGUGGAAAAGACUUUGUCUCUGCUCUGCGUAUAUUUCUGGAAGGUUUCCGUCUGCCAGGUGAAGCCCAGAAGAUUGAUAGAUUAAUGGAGAAGUUUGCUGCUAGAUAUAUUGAGUGCAACCAACGGCAAACACUAUUUGCUAGUGCAGACACUGCGUAUGUUUUGGCAUACUCCAUUAUAAUGCUGACUACAGACUUGCACAGUCCACAGGUAAAAAAUAAAAUGACAAAGGAGCAAUACAUUAAAAUGAAUCGAGGAAUCAAUGACAGUAAAGACCUGCCAGAAGAGUAUUUAUCCACAAUCUAUGAAGAAAUAGAAGGAAAGAAAAUUGCGAUGAAAGAGACAAAAGAAUAUGCAAUUACAACCAAGUGUAGCAAACCAAGUGUGGCUAACGAGAAGCAGCGAAGGUUGUUGUACAACUUGGAGAUGGAGCAAAUGGCAAAGACAGCCAAAGCCCUCAUGGAGGCAGUGAGCCAUGCAAAGGCUCCUUUCACCAGUGCCACUCACCUGGAUCACGUCAGGCCCAUGUUCAAACUUGUCUGGACUCCGCUGCUGGCAGCUUACAGUGUUGGUCUGCAGAACUGCGAUGACACGGAGGUGGCGUCCCUGUGUUUGGAAGGGAUCCGCUGUGCCAUCAGGAUCGCCUGUAUCUUUGGGAUGCAGCUUGAGCGAGAUGCUUAUGUACAGGCCCUCGCUCGUUUUUCCUUGUUGACUGCCAGUUCCAGCAUCACAGAAAUGAAACAGAAGAACAUUGAUACCAUUAAGACACUCAUUACAGUUGCUCACACAGAUGGCAACUAUCUUGGCAAUUCUUGGCAUGAGAUCUUGAAAUGCAUUAGCCAGCUGGAGCUGGCACAGCUCAUAGGAACUGGUGUGAAAACUCGGUAUUUGUCCGGUUCUGGGCGUGAGAGGGAAGGCAGCGUGAAGGGCUACGCCUCUGCAGGAGAAGAGUUUAUGAGCCUGGGGUUAGGGAACCUCGUGGGGAGCGGGGCUGACAAGCGGCACAUGGCGAGCAUCCAGGAGUCCGUGGGCGAGACCAGCUCGCAGAGUGUGGUGGUGGCAGUGGACAGGAUCUUCACGGGCUCCACCAGGCUGGACGGGAACGCCAUAGUUGACUUUGUGCGCUGGCUGUGCGCCGUGUCCAUGGACGAGCUGGCGUCCCCGCACCACCCGCGCAUGUUCAGCCUGCAGAAGAUCGUGGAGAUCUCCUACUACAACAUGAACCGCAUCCGGCUGCAGUGGUCACGGGUCUGGCACGUGAUUGGAGACCACUUCAACAAGGUUGGGUGUAACCCUAACGAAGAUGUUGCCAUCUUUGCUGUAGACUCAUUAAGGCAGCUGUCAAUGAAAUUCCUUGAGAAGGGAGAGUUGGCCAACUUCCGCUUCCAGAAAGACUUCCUCAGGCCCUUUGAGCAUAUUAUGAAGAAAAACAGAUCUCCAACUAUUCGGGACAUGGUGAUCCGCUGCAUUGCUCAGAUGGUGAACUCUCAAGCUGGGAACAUUCGCUCAGGCUGGAAGAACAUCUUUGCAGUCUUUCACCAGGCAGCGUCAGACCACGAUGGGAAUAUCGUGGAGCUGGCCUUUCAGACCACAGCACACAUAGUCACCAAUAUUUUUCAGCAGCAUUUUCCAGCAGCAAUUGACUCCUUUCAGGAUGCAGUAAAAUGCCUCUCUGAGUUUGCCUGCAACGUUGCCUUCCCGGACACCAGCAUGGAAGCCAUCAGGCUCAUUCGCUAUUGUGCAAAAUAUGUCUCAGAAAGACCACAGGUAUUAAGGGAAUACACAAGUGAUGACAUGAAUGUGGCUCCUGGGGACAGAGUGUGGGUCAGAGGAUGGUUUCCUAUUUUGUUUGAACUUUCUUGUAUCAUCAAUCGUUGCAAGUUAGAUGUUCGUACAAGAGGCUUAACAGUGAUGUUUGAAAUCAUGAAGAGUUACGGGCAUACCUUUGAAAAGCACUGGUGGCAAGACCUGUUUAGAAUUGUGUUUCGGAUUUUUGAUAAUAUGAAACUCCCUGAACAACAAACUGAGAAAUCAGAGUGGAUGACCACGACGUGCAACCACGCCCUCUAUGCCAUCUGUGACGUGUUCACGCAGUUCUAUGAGGCUUUGCACCAGAUCCUUCUUCCUGACAUACUUACACAGUUACACUGGUGUGUAAAACAAGAUAAUGAGCAGUUGGCACGAUCAGGUACAAACUGCCUAGAAAACCUGGUAAUACUCAAUGGACAGAAAUUCAGCCCCGAAGUCUGGGGCCAGACGUGCAAUUGUAUGCUAGAAAUCUUCAAAACAACCAUUCCUCAUGUUUUGCUGACAUGGAAGCCUGUAGGAAUGGAGGAAGAUUCAUCUGAAAAACACCUGGAUUUGGACCUAGAUCACCAGUCUUUAAGCAGCAUGGAUAAAAAUGCCUCUGAAAGAGGACAAAGCCAAUAUUCAAAUCCAACAGAUGAGAGCUGGAAAGGUGGUCCUUAUGCAAACCAAAAACUAUUUGCUGGCCUCCUGAUCAAGUGUGUGGUACAGCUGGAGUUGAUUCAGACCAUUGAUAACAUAGUGUUCUAUCCAGCAACAAGCAAGAAGGAAGAUGCUGAGCACAUGGCUGCAGCUCAGCGAGACACACUGGAUGCAGAUAUCCACAUUGACACAGAAGACCAAGGAAUGUAUAAAUACAUGUCUUCACAUCACCUUUUUAAGUUACUGGAUUGUCUGCAAGAGUCUCACUCAUUUUCAAAAGCCUUUAAUUCAAAUUACGAGCAGCGAACCGUGUUAUGGAGAGCAGGGUUCAAGGGCAAAUCCAAACCCAAUCUCCUGAAACAAGAGACCAGCAGCCUGGCGUGCUGCCUGCGGAUCCUGUUCCGGAUGUACGCGGACGAGAGCCGGCGGGAGGCGUGGGGCGCCGUGCAGCAGCGCCUGCUCAGUGUGUGCAGUGAAGCCCUGGCGUAUUUUAUCACUGUCAACUCAGAGAGCCACAGAGAAGCCUGGACCAAUCUCCUGCUGUUGCUUUUAACAAAAACACUAAAAAUCAGUGAUGAUAAGUUCAGGGCACACGCCGCCGCCUAUUACCCGUACCUGUGCGAGAUGGUGCAGUUUGACCUGAUCCCCGAGCUGCGCGCGGUGCUGCGCAGGUUCUUCCUGCGCAUCGGGGCCGUGUUCCACAUCUGCAGCACGCACGGGCAGCACGGGGCCGGGGCUGCCUGCCUGCCUGGCAGCUCUGCCUGAGGCCUCACAGCCCCCGUGCGUGGGGCUGUGUCCAGAGAUGGACUGAAUGGACGGCAAAACGGGACCGGGAGUGUCGCCACAGGAGCAAGCUGUUCUCACCACAGCGGCAUUUGGGAACGAGGAAAAUGAUCCUGUUCUGCCCAUCCUACAGCAGUGUCAGCAGUUUUAUUUGAAUUAUUGCGUACAGAGUCAGUACAGUAGGUGUGCAGUCUCUUGGUUUCAAUGCUAAUCAUUUGUAUGAUCCAGUAUGUCUCUUCUGGUCUUUUAUCCACCGCUCAGUCUUUCAUCCCAGCUAGAGCUGAUGAAUCAGCUGGACCUCUCCACACAAGUUAUGCCCCUUGGAACUAAUGACUGUGCUUGUGUAGCCUUGUGGUGUUGGCACGUGUUCAUAAUGAACUCGGCUGUGGUGGCCGGGGACCACCCGAGA
Molecule: messenger RNA, 6075 nt
Organism: Prinia subflava (tawny-flanked prinia)
Lineage: Eukaryota; Metazoa; Chordata; Aves; Passeriformes; Cisticolidae
Gene: ARFGEF2
Product: ADP ribosylation factor guanine nucleotide exchange factor 2
Exons: 39
Coding region: 162-5648 (1828 amino acids)
Biological process (GO): regulation of ARF protein signal transduction
Molecular function (GO): guanyl-nucleotide exchange factor activity
Source: RefSeq, a predicted model, not a curated record